This is a messenger RNA of Culicoides brevitarsis, 890 nucleotides long. RefSeq lists its product as uncharacterized. The record is from RefSeq and is a predicted model, not a curated record. Bases 47 to 862 code for a protein of 271 amino acids. The transcript is spliced from 2 exons. NCBI's taxonomy places the organism in Eukaryota, Metazoa, Arthropoda, Insecta, Diptera, Ceratopogonidae.
GAAUCUCAAUCUCAACAAUUUGACGAAGAAACAAAUUUUGACGAAUAUGAACAACACGAAAAACAAUUUUUCCUACUUUUCCAAUCUCGGACCGGCUGUGGAGCCAUCCGCCACGACAAUUCCCUCGACGACCACGGAAAAGACGCCGCGCAUUUUAUCCGCACAAAAAAGCCAAAAAAAUCCCCUCACCAAAGCGAGUCUUUUCACGCACAAUCUGCUGCAAGAGAGUGCCUUCAAUAACGCCACGUCGCCCAUCAAAUAUCAAUCUUUGCAAUCGGACGACUUGAGUCCGAAUCACACCUCCAAAGUGUCGCUCACCAAUCAAACGUCGCCAAAUGCCACCAAUUCCUCGUCAUUUUUCAACACUUAUUUUACAAAUCCGCGAAAAAGUUUGGUCACGAAUCCCCUGUCGAUCGAUGCGACGAAGAUGAACACGAAAAAUAGUCCGAUUGUGGAAAAUUUGAAGCUCACGACGACAACGCCGAGCACGAAAUCGAGUUUGAUGCGACGUGAACGCGGAUUGCCGAUGAGUUUGUCGACGACACUUGAGGUUGGAGGCAAAGAUGCGGACUAUCGAUUGUUGCAACCGCCUCCGUGGUUGUCAAAUACGCACUCGAAACACUCAUCCAAUGAGAAAGUGGGGCACUUGAGCACCAAUAAACGCAUGACAGACUGGAAAACGAUGCACAAUGAACUGAACAGACUCUCGAUCACGGAUACGGACAAUAUUUUGUUGCCGACGUGUCCUGGAGCAUCCCUCAGUCCCAAAACUGGCAAUCGGAAGAAAUUGACGCCGAUGAUCAACUCACCGGAAUUUCAUUCGUCGACAUCUUUAAACACCACAUCUAACGGUUCAAAUUAGUGGCUUUGACGGUCUUUAACUACUACUA